UAAGUUACCAUAUAUUUCUAUGUGUUCUUAAUCCAUGUUGUGAUAACAGUUCUAUGGUGGAAUUCUUGAACACUAGGACCUGUAGGUGUAUGAUUUUGAGGGUCAACUCAACUCUAAGAUUGCAUUUCAGAGGUUUGGUGCAAGCAAAGAAGAAACAACAGCGAAGGUCAAUAUGGCUAGACCAAAGCAUAAGUUGGCAUUUCUAUAUGUGAAGUCAAGGUGGAGAAACCGGAUGAUGGAGUAGCAAAGAAUUCCAAUGACGAAUCCUACAUUCAGGGUUCAAACACCAAGUUGCUUUCGUUGACUAAUGGUAUGGGAUCUUGCUGAUGAAAAUGAUGUUAUGUAAAUAUAAGUAGUCAUUGGUAUUUGGCGGGGAGAUGUGGGUUUAUUUUUCUAU
Messenger RNA from Linum tenue, 397 nucleotides. NCBI's taxonomy places the organism in Eukaryota, Viridiplantae, Streptophyta, Magnoliopsida, Malpighiales, Linaceae. The record is from the annotation of a GenBank genome assembly.